Messenger RNA from Orbicella faveolata, 800 nucleotides. RefSeq lists its product as uncharacterized. Lineage: Eukaryota; Metazoa; Cnidaria; Anthozoa; Scleractinia; Merulinidae. The record is from RefSeq and is a predicted model, not a curated record.
AGCUUUACUUCUUCAUUCAGCCGGCGAAGGUGGAUAUUUUCGAAACGUUGGCUGACACAGGCGAGGGGAAAGAUUACGAAAAAGCGGUGAAGGCUUUGAACGGUUAUUUCAUUCCAAAGGUAAAUUCGACAUACCAAAGUCACCUUCCCCGCAGCAUGGAACAACAGGACGGCGAAACUGUGGCUCAGUUAGGGACACGAUUGAGGCAAGUGAUCAAGGACUGUGACUACGGCGAACAAGCCGAAAACCAGAUUCGUGACCAAGUCGUGCAGCGAUUUAAAUCACAUGAAUUAAGGAAGAAGCUGGUGGGAAAAGGUGACAAAUUAACCUUAGAGCUGUUACUUUCGACGGCAGCAAAUCACGAGCCAGUUCAACCACAGCUGGAGAGUGUGGAAAGCAGAAUUCGAAAGGAUGUGAAUUCGGUCCACGACAAGCAGGAAGACAAAGGGAAGGAGCCUGUAAAGCGAGCAUGCUACAGAUGUGGAAAAGUAGGGCAUUUUGGACGAGACUCUGAAUGCCCUUCGAAAGGAAAAACUUGCCAUAAGGGCGGAGGUGCUGACCAUUUUAGUUCGCAGUUUAGAACGAAAACAGCUAAACCUCCCAAACCUGCCCGAAAAGAGAAGACAAAGGGAAAGAAAAAGAAGUCAGUCAAGUAUGUGUGGGAAGUGAAAUAGAUGAAGAUGAGUAUGCAUUUACUGUGAAUUCUGCUGCAUCACUUGAGGAAAUAGAUGUGACAGUGGGCGGAGUUGUAGUUGCGAUGUGGAUUGAUUCGGGCGCGAGCACCAAUGUGGUUGACAAAA